Messenger RNA from Microdochium trichocladiopsis, 2447 nucleotides. RefSeq lists its product as uncharacterized. NCBI's taxonomy places the organism in Eukaryota, Fungi, Ascomycota, Sordariomycetes, Xylariales, Microdochiaceae. The coding region runs from base 161 to 2407 and encodes 748 amino acids. The transcript has a single exon. Gene Ontology annotation, molecular function: ribosomal large subunit binding; zinc ion binding; ubiquitin protein ligase activity. Gene Ontology annotation, cellular component: RQC complex; cytosol. The record is from RefSeq and is a predicted model, not a curated record. Gene Ontology annotation, biological process: rescue of stalled cytosolic ribosome; ribosome-associated ubiquitin-dependent protein catabolic process.
GUGGAGACAGGAGUUGUCCAUCAUUGCGCAGGCAACUCCAGAUCUUUCAUUGGCUUUGACCAGCAGCCUGGCUGGAGCCUACUUCUUACCGACGCUCGAAUUCACGCCUCCUGGAGGCCAAAUCCGCCGAGAUCAAAAUGGUUGCUCGAUUCCCGGGCGCAUGGCGAUGUAUAUCACCAAGCUCUUCCCGACCUCCCUUGAUCUUGAGAAACUCUCUACAGACGUGCAGGCUGAUAUCCUGAUACUUCUCGGGAUCACGGCGGAGCUAGCGGCUGACCAAGUUACUAUGUCCAGCACGCACUCUGUGUGGGCGUCAACAUCCGCUGAGUCAAUACAAGAAGAGGUCAACGAAAUGGUCUCUUCUGUGCGAAGGACUUUGGCUGCCGUUUCUGAGAAGAGUAACGGGUGGCAGGAGGAUUCUGGGUCGAUACAAGCGCAAGUGAUGUCUCGCCUUGUUAGCAAGCUUAUCGAACGCACACACACGCUUGACACAUUGGCUCUCUACUCGGCGAAACUGCUCAACGAGAUUUUUGCUUUCUUGACUGAAGCACAGGGUGUCCGGAACGACGCAGAACAAUGGCUGACGGCUUCCGACCUCUUGAAGGCCUCCCCAUCGAGUGCUCUCGGUAGCGCUGCGGUGCUCUCUGGAAUGGGUCAGGCUCUCGCUAGUUCGAAGGUCGUCAACACUUUCUGCAACCGUCUCGUUUCAGAGCUUGCUGGUGCCAAAGUUGGUCAAGAGAAAACGAUGAUCACAAUUGUUCUGUUCAACAUCUGCGCGGAGGUAUACCCGACGGGUGAUCUCCCUGUGGCUAAUAACAGACUUGUGUUCGCGGUGAGGCAGAUCACGACUUGGCUAGAAAAUCCAGAAGACCUGGAUGUCCAGCUCUCGUCAGAGAUAUGCUGGAGUUUGCGGCACCUGUUGCCUUGCAUCAAGGAUGUCUACGGCUCCUAUUGGGGAAAGGCCAUUGAGUUCUGCUUGGACCUGUGGGCCAAAGAUCCCUCACAGCCGCUGAAUGGACGCCUCCCUGCCGUUCACGCUUCCUUGCGCCUGAUGUCGACACUGGAGACUCUUGACGAGCCAAAUGAUGAUCUGGUUGACGUUCUGGAGACGACCUCGGAGCGCCGUUCCGCCGCGACAGUAGCCCUCCUGCACGCUCCUCGGGACGAACACACACAGCCGUUGGACAUUGUUGACGGGAUGAUCUCUCGUCGUGCGAACAAGAUCCCUCUUGCUCACUUGAAGGACAUUUCCGAUUUUUACAGCCUGCUUGCGAGCGAGUCGCGGACGCUGCAAACGACAGCCUUCUCAAUCUUACACCGAGCUUUACCCACUUCGCUCGAGAAUCUGGCCGUAGACCUACUCCUAGAAAAGAAAGCAGCACGCCUACCUGAUGAGUUGCUUUCUCUCUUGCUGGAGGCACCUACACUCGAUGCCUACACAGACGAGAUGCUUGCGCGAUUCCCCACAAGUAUCCGGUCGUACUUGUUGGCAUGGCACGUCAUCUUCGACAUCUUCGAAGCUGUGCCACACAAGAUGCGCGAAGACUAUGCCGACCAUUUAAAGCAGGCCAAUUAUGUCGGACCCUUGAUGGGCUUCACCUUUGAUGUCCUUGGGCAUUCUGCAGCGCAUGCACUGAAUCUGGAUAAGGCCGGCUUUACUCCGGAGCAUAUCCGCAGCUAUGAUGUUCAAGUUGCUGAAUCCGAAGACGAGGAGAGGAACAUGCAGUGGCUGCUUAUCCAUCUGUUCUUCUGCACCCUCAAAUACCUGCCUGGACUCUUCAAGACGUGGUUCAAGGAUUGCAAAUCGAAGCAAACCACCAUCGCAGUGGAGGCUUGGCUGGUCAAGUACUUCUCGCCUCUGGUUAUUGCUGAUGCUCUCGACGCUGUUGAGAAAUGGGCCGCUGACCAGGAAGCACCGUCUAAUGACGAGCACGAGCUGACAGUCAAGGUCAGCCGGACCACCAGGGACCUCUAUGUAGGCUACCCGGUUGACGAGGUGGAAGCGUCCAUGACCAUCCGGCUUCCGAGCAACUUCCCCCUCGACAACGUGACAGCAAGCACGAUCCACCGGGCCGCGGCGUCCGAGAGGAAGUGGAACUCUUGGCUGCUGACCACCCAAGGCAUCAUUGCCUUCUCCAACGGCAGCGUCAUCGACGGCAUCACCGCGUUCCGGCGCAACAUUGUGUCCGCCAUGGCCGGGUACACGGAAUGUGCCAUCUGCUACAGCUUCAUCGGCAGCGACCAGGGCGUGCCCGACAGGAAGUGCCGCACGUGCAAGAACCCGUUUCACCGUACCUGCCUGUUCAAGUGGUUUGCCACAUCCAAUAACAACACGUGCCCGCUGUGCCGGACCGCGUUUGAGAGCAUCGACAUGGACAGGACUAAGCGUGGUGGCUCUUGGCGGUAGGGUAGUGUUGAGGCCGCGGAUUUGAUCAUGCGAUUGGGGG